AUGUAUAUUAAAAUAAAUAAAUCUAUCUAUCUAUCUAUCUUAUUCUGUUUAUAUCUAUCAAAUUCUGUUCCUAUCUAUCUAUCUAUCUUUCUAUGGCCAUAUUAUAUUAAAAUCUAUCUAUCUAUCUAUCUAUCUAUCUAUCUAUCUAUCUAUCUAUCUAUCUAUCUCAUUCUGUUUAUUUCUCUCAAAUUCUGUUCCUAUCUAUCUAUCUAUCUAUCUAUCUAUCUAUCUAUCUAUCUAUCUCAUUCUGUUUAUCUCUAUCAAAUUCUGUUCCGAUCUAUCUAUCUAUCUAUCUAUGGACAUAUUAUAUUAAAAUCUAUCUAUCUAUCUAUCUAUCUAUCUAUCUAUCUAUCUAUCUAUCUAUCCAGAUCUAUAAAUAUGUUCAUCUAUGUAAGUAUCUAUGUUCAUAGUCGCAAUUUAUCUUUUGAAUUCUCUCUCUGUAAUUUCAUUCGUCCUUUCUUCAUUCAUUUCGUUGACGUUACCUCCUCUUUCCUUGAUUUUUCUUCUCCUGUUUUUCAUCUUUUCUUUCUUUCUUUCUUUUUCUCUUUCGAUUCCAUUUUAAUUCUCUUUCUCUCUUUUAAUACUAUCUCGUUCAAUUUCAUGUUAAUGCCUUUAAUUUAUUUCUUAAUUUUUCUUUCUUUCUUUCUUUCUUUCUUUCUUUCUUUCUUUCUUUCUAUUCCAUUUGAAUUAUCUUUCACUCUUUCAUUCCUCACAAUUAAUAGUUCAAAGCCAUUAUUUCUUCACUGUAUUUUUUUUGCAAGAACGUUUCUGAUUUUCACUCAAUUCUCUUUUUUUCUUUAG
This is a messenger RNA of Acanthosepion pharaonis, 801 nucleotides long. The record is from the annotation of a GenBank genome assembly. NCBI's taxonomy places the organism in Eukaryota, Metazoa, Mollusca, Cephalopoda, Sepiida, Sepiidae.